GAUUUGACGUAUCUACUUGACAGAUUUUUAUACCGGUGACUUUGUUUACAUUAAAAUUUUGUAUUUAAUAGUAAUUCAAACAAAGGACAACAGCACAAUAUAUACAUAAAUUUUUAAAACAAUGAAAGCGCUUAUUCAACGUGUAAUUAAUGCAAAUGUGACAGUAAAUGGAGAAUUAAUUAGUAAUAUAGGUCAAGGACUGUGUGUGUUUAUCGGAAUUUCUCACAAUGAUACACCGAAAGAUAUGGAGUUUAUGGUUCGCAAAUUAUUAUCCAUUAAGUUGUUCAAUGAUGAAAGUGAUAAAAAAUGGAAGAAGAGUGUAGUUGAUGCUGAUUUGGAGUUACUAUGUGUCAGUCAAUUUACAUUAUAUAAUACAUGGAAGGGAAAUAAGCCAGAUUUUCAUCUUGCAAUGCCAGGCGACAAGUCAAAAGAAUUUUAUGAGCAGUUCAUCCAAAUGCUUAGGAGUCAAUACAAGCCUGAUAAAGUAAAAGAUGGAGUGUUUGGAGCCUAUAUGCAGGUUUCAAUACAAAACGACGGGCCUGUUACGUUAGAAUUAGAAUCUCCCGUAAACAGUGGAAAAAUAAAAAAUAAAAAUGAAUCUAAUGAAAACGUUCCUUUACAAGCAGAACAAACAUUGGUUGCGUGAAUAAUGUUCGUUAUGUUGCAUUAGUUCGUAAUUUAAUUAAUGAAAUUGUGUAAAUAUUAAUAACUAAGAUGUUUUAUAGUUGUAAAUUGUACGAAUUUAAUAUUGAC
Messenger RNA from Zerene cesonia (dogface butterfly), 753 nucleotides. RefSeq names its product D-aminoacyl-tRNA deacylase (gene Dtd). Gene Ontology annotation, molecular function: D-tyrosyl-tRNA(Tyr) deacylase activity. The record is from RefSeq and is a predicted model, not a curated record. NCBI's taxonomy places the organism in Eukaryota, Metazoa, Arthropoda, Insecta, Lepidoptera, Pieridae. The transcript has 5 exons. Gene Ontology annotation, cellular component: cytoplasm. The coding region runs from base 122 to 646 and encodes 174 amino acids. Gene Ontology annotation, biological process: tRNA metabolic process.